GAGAGAGAGGGAGAGCAAGCGAGAGAAAGCGUGCAAUAGAGGGAGACCGUACCCACUGUAGCAUCAGUGUGUGACAGCUGGUGCCUGAUAACACUGAUAUUGAGCUCCUUCAGUGGAGAACUUGCUGAGCUACCCUUUUUUCAUUUGCAAGAGGAUGCCAGCUCUAAGCCAGUGCAACUGAUGACAGACUGGAUCUUGGAAUAGUUCGUUUCACUUACAAUUACAUCUCUCAUGUUCGGCUUCUCUGAAGAAAGGCUUAUUACGGAAGACAAAAAUUCAUUCUCUCCCCUUACCUCACAUAUUAUUGAUGAUAUACAGAGUUUGAUCUUCCAGUGAAAGCUACUGAAUUAUCAGGAUUUUGGUGUCUUCAGUGGAGGCUUGCAAGACUGUUCAGUGGAAAACAUAUUUCUAAGGCCUUGGCUAGUCGUCAAGCUACAAAACAAAUUCAAGACAAGAAGACAAAAAGGCAGCUGAAGUAGUAAUUCUCCUGAAGAAUUAAGACACCGGUGUCUUUGAGCAGCUAAGGAGGCAGUAGGUUUGAUUUGGCAAACCACUUGGAAAAGGAGGAGUGGAGAAGUGCCCUGCAACCAUUGAACAAUAGAAAAUGGUCGGCCGUGGAACUCUAUUGUGAAGACCUCAGAAGAAAUAUCAAUUUUUCCAGUCAGCUUUUCAUAAUGUAAAUAUAAUUUGAGCUUUCCCAAAUGGGCAGCUAAACCAUGAACAAGCAGAAAAACCUAAUUUGGACUGUAUUUCUGAAGCAGACUUCACCUUCACUCUCGGGAACUUAUUGAAGGAUUACAGCUGAAAAGGACAAGAGAAAGAAAACCUUGAACAGGAAUCUUAUCCUACAAUGAGAAUUACAAGUACAUCUUGUAUCUGCCCAGUCCUAGUUUGUCUCUGUUUUGUACAAAGAUGUUAUGGAGCUGCUCACCAUGGCUCCAUCAAGGUGACCAGGAAUCAAACCAAACACAUAGAAGGCGAAACAGAAGUGCAUCAUCGUCCAAAGCGUGGAUGGGUGUGGAAUCAGUUCUUUGUUUUAGAAGAACACAUGGGACCAGAUCCUCAGUAUGUAGGAAAGCUGCACUCCAAUUCCGACAAAGGUGAUGGAUCAGUCAAAUACAUUCUUACUGGAGAAGGGGCAGGGACUAUAUUUAUUAUUGAUGACACAACUGGAGACAUCCAUUCAACCAAAAGCUUAGAUCGAGAGCAGAAGACACACUACGUGCUUCAUGCCCAAGCUAUUGACAGACGGACAAACAAGCCACUCGAGCCCGAAUCUGAGUUCAUUAUCAAAGUGCAGGAUAUCAACGACAAUGCACCAAAAUUUACAGAUGGACCAUACAUUGUUACUGUGCCAGAGAUGUCUGAAAUGGGUACGUCUGUUCUACAGGUGACAGCCACAGAUGCAGAUGACCCCACAUAUGGAAACAGUGCCAGAGUAGUGUACAGUAUUCUUCAGGGACAGCCAUAUUUCUCUGUUGACCCCAAAACAGGAGUCAUCAGGACUGCCUUGCACAAUAUGGACAGGGAAGCCAGAGAGCAUUAUUCCGUUGUCAUUCAAGCCAAAGAUAUGGCUGGGCAGGUCGGAGGGCUGUCAGGGUCAACAACUGUAAAUAUCACACUCACAGAUGUCAACGACAAUCCACCCAGGUUUCCUCAGAAACAUUAUCAACUGUAUGUUCCUGAGUCGGCUCAAGUUGGAUCGGCAGUUGGCAAAAUCAAAGCAAAUGAUGCAGACACUGGUUCAAAUGCAGACAUGAAGUACACGAUCAUAAAUGGUGAUGGCGCUGGGGUAUUCUCCAUAUCUACUGACAAAGAAACCAGGGAAGGAAUUCUCUCUCUGAAGAAGCCACUCAACUAUGAAAAAAAGAAAUCAUAUACACUUAAUAUAGAAGGAGCAAAUACUCACCUGGAUUUUCGCUUUUCGCACCUGGGACCAUUCAAAGAUGUAACAAUGUUGAAGGUCAUCGUUGGUGAUGUGGAUGAACCCCCUCUCUUCACCAUGCCUUCCUAUGUCAUGGAAGUUUAUGAAAAUGCAAAGAUUGGGACUCCUGUUGGCACAGUAACAGCACAUGAUCCUGAUGCUGCAAACAGUUUAGUGAGAUAUUUCAUUGAUCAUAACACAGAAGAAGAUAGGUAUUUCACCAUUGAUGCUAGUACUGGAACCAUUAAGACUGCCAAGAUCUUUGACAGAGAGGAGACACCUUGGUACAACAUCACAGUGGCUGCUUCUGAGAUAGACAACCCUGAGCUAGUGAGCCACGUUCCAGUUGGUGUUAGAAUCCUGGAUGUCAAUGACAAUCCUCCCGAGCUUGCCAGAGAUUAUGAUGUAGUCGUCUGUGAAAAUUCAAAGCCUGGUCAGGUAAUUCAGACUAUCGCUGCUACUGACAAAGAUAACUCUGCAAAUGGCGCAAGAUUUCAUUUUUCUCUUGAUGAAGGGCUUUCUUUGAAUCCCAACUUUACUCUAAGGAACAAUGAAGAUAAUACGGCCAGUAUUCUGACAAGGCGAAGGAGAUACAGUCGAACCACCCAAGAUACCUAUUACCUCCCCGUUUUGAUUUCUGAUGGCGGCGUGCCCCCUCUCAGCAGCAGCAGCACCCUCACCAUCCGGGUUUGUGCCUGUGAGAGGGACGGACGAGUGAGAACUUGCCAUGCUGAAGCUUUCCUCUCCUCGGCUGGCUUGAGCACGGGAGCUCUGAUUGCCAUCCUGCUCUGCAUUGUCAUCCUUCUUGUUUUCUCUUUAGCAAUUGUGGUCCUUUUCAUCACCCUAAGACGUAGCAAGAAGGAGCCUUUGAUCAUUUCAGAAGAAGAUGUCCGGGAAAAUGUUGUGACAUACGAUGAUGAGGGAGGUGGAGAGGAAGACACGGAAGCAUUUGACAUCACAGCACUGCGGAAUCCAUCUGCUGCUGAAGAGCUGAAAUACCGGAGGGAUGUUCGGCCUGAAGUGAAGCCUCUGUCCAGGCAUCAUCCCUCCUCAAGCCUUGACAGUAUAGACGUUCAGGAGUUCCUUAAUCAAAGACUGGCAGAGGCUGAUCUGGACCCCAGCGUGCCCCCAUAUGACUCCCUGCAGACAUAUGCCUAUGAGGGUCAUCGAUCAGAAGCUGGGUCUAUCAGCUCUCUGGAUUCAGCAACGACACACUCUGACCAGGAUUAUAAUUACCUUGGAGACUGGGGACCCGAGUUCAAGAAGCUAGCUGAACUCUAUGGGGAAAUAGAACCAGAAAGAACAACUUAGUUGUAAUUCCCGGAACAGAGAAGUUCCUAAACCACUGGACAGAUAAUGACAACAAUGGUAACAAAAAAAAAAAAGUGAAUACAGUACUUGGAACUGAGUAAGUUGUAUGCAGUUACUGUAGAACAAGUGCCCUUUUCAUAUUUGAAACUGGGUUCUCCAAUUGAAAGAAAGUCAAAUUUUGGAAAAUACAGAAAAAAGAAUCUAUUGUCCCUUGUGUAUUUUUUUUAAUUGCUCAUUAAAGUGUCUGGUACCUUAUCUGCAACAAUACCGAAAGUAAAGCCAAGAAAUGACAUUUUUAUUGCAAUAUGCAUAACAGCUCCAAGCUGCAGUAAGUUUAUGGUCAUGUCUGUUUGAGAAGAGAGCUAAAAAAGGAUCAAAUGUCUUGCAGGUGGUUGUAAUGUUGCAUUUCUAGCUGUGCUCUAGGCCUUGUGAUCCCAACAUGAGGUAGACAAUGAGGUUUACUAUCAGUGUGAGAAGUGAUACCAGUCUGUUUCCUUUACAGAGGUGAUAAGCCACACCUGUCCUCUUAAAUAAAUCGUCCUUUGAUGAUUUAAUCUUAUUGGCUUAGCAGGUUGCAUUGAGAAGCUGUCAUUUUGUAAUGUCCUUCAUAAUCUUGUCAUCCAUAACCAGCUAACAGAUGGAGGGCAUCAUUAUCUGUAUCUCAAACACAGCUCUAGCUCAUAACCCCAGACCUGCUCUGUUACUGCGUGCUGGAGGAACUGUUGUUUCCAGUGUUGUGCUUUUUCUUUUUGUCUUUUCAUGGAAACAUCAUCCAUCUAAAUGGAAUAGGCCCAAAGUACUCUUUAUGCAGCGAAGCAGAUGAAGCAUAGGCUUUUUCAAUAAAAACAACAAUGGCAGCACCAUUAAACGACAUGGCUUUUUGGUUCACUGUGCUUCACUUGUGUCAAGAGCGGAAGCUUUUUAAAUCUUUUACUGGUCUGAGUCCAGAAGCUACAGCAGUCUGUUUAAAACCCAGAGUUCUUAAUCACAAUGUUUUUCUAUUUCUGUGUGUGACUAAAAGCAAAAUAGAGCUGCUGGUAAGACAUUGGGAUAGUGAAAAUUGAAGCAAGGAGAAUAAGAUGAUGAUGCAUUUUUCUUUUAAAUUCAAUUCUACUGAUAUUUAUUUCUCUUAGAGCAUUUGCCACCUCAGCAGAACAAGAUGGUUUUUCCCUAUUUCAAGCAUCAUGGAAACAAGAGCAUUUCAAGUCAGUGAAAGAAAUAUACCAUUACUGUGGUUCCUAUGGAUUAAGUAAAUUGAUUUCUUACAUUAGUAACUUUAGAGCAUUGCAGGAAUGAUAGUUCUCCUUAACAUAGCAAGCUGCUUAACACCUAAUCCAGCAAUUAUUUUCUUUUCUUUUUUUAGCAUUGCAGCAGCAGAACUGCUAAACCGUUCUUUUUAACAUAGCAGCCUGAUUAGCACCUCAUAUAGCAGAUUUGGAUUUUUCUUUUUCUUUGUUUGGAUUUUUAACCUUUUCUUUGUCUUUCUGGUGAUAAUACUGGGUGAGGACAAGGAACUCAUAAUAUCUCAUGAGAGAUUAUGACCUAUAAUACUCACGAUCAUUAUCAACAGUCCUCUGCUCCUAAUUCUAGCUCCACUUUAGGCAAAUGGACUUCUUCCAGUAUGCAUUUGAUUGAAAAACCAUCCAGAGUAGAAGCUGUGCACUUUUUUUCUUACUCUGCAGUCUGGAGUGCAGAGUGAUGCAGAUUUGUAUGCUGUACUAGAUUCCUCCCUCUGAAUUUUAGGUGCCACGUAUAUUCAGCUUAGUAAAGAAGAGUCUAUAUUUAUUGCUGAUCUACUGUGAGCCUCACAGGUGAACUAGAUAAUUAAGCCUUCUUUUCUUUACUCUAUGGUUGGAUAGGUCCUAGACAUGACUGAAAUUUCUGAUCAGUUUACUUUGAAGAGAUUUUUUUUUCUCCUGAGAUGUAGUUGACUUCUUUUGGUUUAAGCAGCCUUCUGGGAAAAAUAGCAAGUAGCUUUGUAAGCAACUUUUACACUCUGAACAAAGUAUUAGUUGUACUGUGGUUCCAGAGUUGGUUUUUGUACGCUAUUUUGUUUAAAAUUUGUAAUUACUCUUCUUUCUUUCAGAAUCUGAACCCACAUAAAAAUUUAGUAGGGAAAAACACCUGAACCCUAAGAUAUUCUGCUGAUGAUUUGAAAGUAGUUUAAUAAUUUGUGUUAAUUUUUUAUAUGCUUUUUAUGAAAUACAGAGUCUUUUAGAAAAGCAUUUGAGGAGGCAUUCUUACUGUAGAGUGAAGUUAGAUGCAGUAAGAGUUACACACAAGCUGAGAAUGGUUGUCUUUUAUUGUCUUUUUUGGGGGUAGAACUAGGAUAUGUUUCAGUUUUGUCCCAAAUAAAGCAACUAGUAUUGUGUGAUUUUUAUUAGGAGCAAUUUUCCUUUUAUUUAAGUCACACUUGCUUUAUGCCAACAUCUAAAUUUUUACACUAUAUGAGUAGCAUGUUAAAAGCAAAAUGUUUCAGCAUUACUACUACCAUAAUACUUUGUAUCACAGCUGCAUGAAAAUUGCAUUCAUUGUUGUAUUAUAGUUUUGAGAACUGGGUAUUAGUUAUCUUUAUGUCUAUUCCCUCUGGCCCUACACCAAAGCAGGGAAAAUCAAUUGUAUUUUGUGUUUAAAGCAGUGUUUGUGCCAUUGUUUUUUUUAAUUUACAUCACAGAACAUUCAGACUUACAGGCAACAGAAGUGCAGUGACACAAGCAAAUAGUCAGUCCUUAUGCUAAUGGUCAGUUUAAGUCAACAAUAACUCAGAGAAAUAAUAUUUCCCUUUUUGCCAUUCCUGGUGCUGUCUUUGCUGCUAUACAGCACAUGCAUCACACCCCAGGAAACCUGAAUCCUUUGAAACUCUGCAGGGUUACUGAGACGCUGCUUCUGUGAUGCUGCGGUGUGUCCUGUUUGGUGCGUCCCAUCCACGGUGAUCGCCAGAUGUGCUUCUCUACCAUGAUGUGUCUGCAUGCUUGCUAUGCUUACUGUGUUGUAUUCAAAUUCACAUCACAGUGUCGUGUUGUUUGCAUGACAAGUAACAGAAUGUUAAAUCUUCAGGGCCACAGAAGAAGGCCUCACAGUGCAGAAAUAACAAGUUUACAAUUUUAUUAACCCAAUCUCUUUUUUUUUUUUUUUCCCCUUUGGUCAUUUAUAUCCUAAAACCAAAUUUAAACUAUAUUUGAGAAAUUCGCUGUUGACCUAGAUUCUAUGUUGAAGUAAAAGAAAAUUAACACUGGAUGGCACAAUCAUUAUUGUAGCAUUGCUGAUUUAAACACAGCACAUAUUCAGUGAAAGUAUUGUGGGAAACUUUUUCUCAAUUUAUGGUUGUCUGAUUAUAUUUACUAUGCUUAAAGCUUUCAUGGAUCUUUUGUGUACUCAUAUUCUCAAAUAUUUUCCUAUUAGCCUAAAUAGUAAUCCUGUUGCUGCUUAACAACUAAAUGCUGAAAACUGCCAGUUUGACUUAAACUGAAAAUACUGAGUAAAGUUAAAUGGCACAUGCAAAGUGAUACUUAAGGGCUUUUCUAUUUACAAUUUGAUUUCUACAACAACCAUUCAACUAAUAGCACAUUUCCACCAAAAUAAUUAGCUGCAUUUCUUCAAAAAAACCCUCUUUCUUGUAAUGGUGAGGGCACUCGGUAUGCUGUAAUCUUGACAAGUCAAAAUAAUAAAAAAAAUGGUCAGUAUAAGAA
This is a messenger RNA of Melospiza melodia melodia, 6924 nucleotides long. It is a transcript of the gene CDH18, whose product is annotated as cadherin 18. The record is from RefSeq and is a predicted model, not a curated record. Gene Ontology annotation, cellular component: adherens junction; plasma membrane; catenin complex. The transcript is spliced from 15 exons. Gene Ontology annotation, biological process: multicellular organism development; calcium-dependent cell-cell adhesion; cell morphogenesis. Lineage: Eukaryota; Metazoa; Chordata; Aves; Passeriformes; Passerellidae. Gene Ontology annotation, molecular function: calcium ion binding; cadherin binding. The coding region runs from base 851 to 3235 and encodes 794 amino acids.